GUCUUCCUACACAAUUAAAACUCUUCUCUCUCUCUCUCUCUCUCUCUCUCUCUCUCUACCUGCCCAGGCUCCACAUAGAUAUUCUUUUCUUAUCAUGUUUGCGUAGAUUAAUGCCUUUGCUUUUUCUUCUUCUUUUGUUGCCGGUGGAAAUUGUACGGCAUUUCCCUUUUUUUGACGUCUUAAAGCGCAUUUGGAACCUUAAAAACUAUAUCUAGCUAGGUAAUGGGAUGGAGCGACUGACUUGUGGUAAAUCAUCGAUCGAGCUCAAACAUUUCUGAGCGUUAAUUUUUCAAGUUGUUCAUGUGAACAUCUGAUCAGUUGAAAACUGAAGUACUGGGUUUCGAUAAUUUUGAGGGAUAUAUAGAUAGAUAGUAAGUAUGGGAAGCACAGGCACUCGUGCGAAGAAGGGAGGAUCAAAGGAUGAACAAGGCUUGAUAGAUUUGGUAUUCUCAUGGUCUCUCUCUGAUGUGCUCAACAAAAAUCUUUACAAGGCCAAGGUUAAGCUGAUUCCAAAGACAUUUUCAUCAACCAAUGAGUAUCUGAACUCAUUCAUCUACCCCCUCAUCGAAGAAACACACGCCGAUUUGUUCUCAAGCAUGGAGACAGUGGCUCGUGCUCCUACCCGUGAAACAUGGACCGUUAAUAUAUCCAAAGGCUUCAAACCUCCCAAGAAAUUGUACUACAAAAUUUCAUUGAAUAGAAACAGAGACACUGCAAACGGUGAAGUGUAUGAGCCCGAGUUUGGAGAUCUUAUCGCAUUGACAGAGGUCAGGCCGAAACGUAUUGAUGAUCUAGACAGGCCUAAAAGUCCUUAUCUUAUUGCUUUGGUUCAAAGCGGCGAAUAUGUUUCUGAAAGAAUUUAUAUACGGGCGUCCAAGCCGAUCAUGUUGGGUGAAGAUGGAGAUAGACGAGGUGAUGAGAAUAAGAAAAGAUUCUUUGUUGUUUACCUUACAAACAUGGUUACUAAUCUAAGAAUAUGGACGGCUUUGAAGUCGGAUCCAGAAGGGGAGAACAUGAAAAUCAUUAGAAGAGUGCUGCAACCGGAUUCCACUAUUGAGGAAAGUUGUACCAAGUGCUUGUCUGAAGAGAGUAACCAAGCUGUCUUGUCCAUUGUCAAGAAUGCCAUAAGCUCCUUUAAGUUAGACAACUCCCAACAGGAUGCUGUGUUAAGUUGUGUUGCCACAAGACAAUGUCGUCAUCAAAAUACUGUCAAACUAAUAUGGGGCCCUCCCGGAACUGGGAAAACAAAGACAGUAGCUUCAUUGUUGCUUGUUCUAUUUAGGAUAAAAUGCAGAACACUGACAUGUGCCCCAACCAACAUUGCAGUGUUGGGAGUUACUUCACGGCUGAUGAGUUUGGUGAGUCGUGAACUCAAGUAUGAUACUUAUGGAUUGGGAGACAUAGUAUUGUUUGGUAAUGGGGAGCGAAUGAAGAUUGACGAUCAUGAAGAUCUCUUUGAUGUGUUUCUUGAUUACCGUGUUGCUGCUCUUUCAAGUUGUCUUGCUCCAGAUUCUGGGUGGAAACAUAAUGUAGAGUCGAUGAUGUGUUUACUUAAAAACGCUGAAAAGAUGUACCGUUUGUAUUUGAAAGAAGAGAAAAAGAAGAAGAAAGAGGAGGAGGAGGAGGAGGAGACUGGUUUUGGAAAAAGAAUGGUUAUUAACAAUCAAGACAAAGGGGCACAUAUUUACGGUCAAGACUUGAAUGAUGUGGAUAAAAAGGGAAUUUGGAGGAGGGAGAUUGUUCAAACCUUGAAGGAAAACAAGAAAACAGAAAAGAAGAAGAAAAAGGAGCCUUCGAAGAGAAGAGGGAAAUUGAAGGGUGAUGAAAGAGAUGAAAAGGGCAACUCAACUCCAAGUAAGAAAGAAAGAAAUGUGAAGAAUGAUGGAGAUCCGAUGACGUUUGAGGAGUUUUUCCUGAAGAGAUUUAAACGUAUAGGAAAUCAGCUCAGCUUUUGUAUUAGAAAUUUGUACACACAUAUGCCAACAUCUUUCAUUUCAUUGGAAGUGGUAAAGAAUAUGAUUAAGGCUCUCGAUUUGCUAAAAACCAUUGAAACUAUGUAUACCCGUGCUGUUGCAAACAAGGGUUUGAAAGAAGUCUUGAAUGGAGUUGACGAGGUUGGUUACAUGAUUAAACACUAUAGGAAGCUGAGUUGCAAGACAGAGUGCAUUCAAAUACUCAAAUUCGUUUCUGAAACAUUAGAUUUGCCAGAAUUUACAGGAUUCUGUCAAAUUUGGAGUUUUUGCUUGCAAAACGCGUCCUUGAUAUUUUGCACUGCUUCAAGCUCCGCUAAAUUGCCUGUUUCAAAAGAAAAUUUCAUUCCAAAAAAAAGCUCCGCUAAAUUGCAUACAGAGGGAAUGAGACCACUGGAACUGUUGGUCAUUGACGAAGCUGCUCAGCUCAAAGAAUGCGAAUCCGCUAUUCCAUUGCAGCUCUCUGGUCUCCGUCAUGCUAUACUCAUUGGGGAUGAACGGCAACUGCCUGCAAUGGUCCAAAGCAAGAUAUGCCAGCGGGUUGAAUUUGGAAGAAGCUUAUUUGAGAGGCUGGUAAUAUUAGGACAUGAGAAACAUCUUCUUAGUGUCCAGUACAGAAUGCAUCCAUCAAUAAGCUUGUUUCCAAAUAGGGAGUUCUAUGAGAGUAAGAUUUUGGAUGGUCCCAACGUCAAAGAACAAGCCUACAAUAGGUGUUUUCUUCGAGGAAGUAUGUACGGAUCCUAUUCAUUCAUCAACGUAAGCCAUGGAAAAGAGGAAUUUGAUAGCAGACAUAGCAGGAAAAACAUGGUGGAGGUGGCUGUGGUUUCUGAGAUUGUUGCAAGGCUCUUUAAAGAAUCUGUGGCAUCAAAACAAAAGGUUAGGGUGGGUUGCAUAUCGCCAUACAAAGCUCAAGUAUUUGCACUCCAAGAAAAAUUUGGGAAAACAUACAAUACAGAUUCAAACAGUGACUUCUCUGUGAACGUUCGAUCUGUUGAUGGGUUUCAAGGUGGUGAGGAGGAUCUCAUAAUAAUUUCUACUGUGAGGUGUAAUGGGAGUGGAUCUGUGGGCUUUCUUUCCAAUCGUCAGAGAACAAAUGUGGCCCUCACCCGUGCAAGGCAUUGCCUCUGGAUACUGGGCAAUGGUGCUACAUUGAUAAACAGCGGCUCUGUUUGGAAGAAACUAGUUGUCGAUGCCAAGGCUCGGAGUUGCUUUUACAAUGCCACUGAGGACAAGAACUUGGCUCAAGCUGUUGCAGGUGCCUUGGUGGAGCUUAACCAACUUGAUGCGUUACUCACAACUGAUUCGCUGCUGUUUCGCAAUACAAGGUGGAAGGCUUGCUUCAGUGACAAUUUUGUGGAGUCCAAUUCUAGAAUUAAGAACGUAGAUGACCGAAAGCAAGUGCUUUGCAUCAUACAAAGGCUUUCAAGUGGCUGCUGGCAUCAGCAUCGAAAGGCUAACAUUCUCGAAAAACAGGGUGGGACUUCUCCUCAGCUGUUGGAGCUGUACACAGUCAAUGGAUGGCUGAGCCUCAUUUGGAGUGUGGACGUUGUCAGGGAAGGUUCAAAAGACUUUCAGGUUCUAAAGUUCUGGGAUAUUUUGCCUAUGGCCAAGAUACCAAAACUGGCAAAGCAUCUAGACAGUUUGUUUGGGAACUAUACGCUUGAUAAGAUGAACAGCUGCAAAUGCAGACGCUUUGAAGGGAAUUUAGUAGUCCCGGUGACAUGGCCAGCCGGCUCGGGUGCUUGUAAGAAGACUUCUACGGCUGAUUCUGAUUAUGUGCAGCCGUUAGAAAGCCGAUUAGCUAAAUUAAGUAUAAUGGAUGAGCCGGGAUCGCCAAGUAAUAGAUACCAUGUGAAUGCCAAAGUGAAGAUUAAAGAGGCAAAAGACAAGGGGAUGAAUAAGAGUUGGCGAGUGGUGAAACAGGAGGAAAAACAGAACAAGACUUAAGCUUUGAGGAAAUUUGGAAGAUAGUUUAGCUUUUCUGUUGUUUUUUGGGUACAGAAGAUGCUUUAUUUUGGAUUUGAUCCUACGCGGGCAGAGCGCACAUGAUAUUUUAGUCAUGCUCGAUACCGACUCAGGCACGUCCACCUGUUGUUAAUCUAUUGGUUAAACUUAAGGAGUGGUUUGUCUUAACAAUGGAUGAUUUUUUUUAUUUUUUUGGCAUUUGUUACUUUUGCGUCAAUUUUAGUUAUAUUAUUGUUUCAUCUCUACAAGA
Rhododendron vialii is the source of this 4185-nucleotide messenger RNA. RefSeq lists its product as uncharacterized. The record is from RefSeq and is a predicted model, not a curated record. Lineage: Eukaryota; Viridiplantae; Streptophyta; Magnoliopsida; Ericales; Ericaceae. Gene Ontology annotation, molecular function: helicase activity. The coding region runs from base 378 to 3917 and encodes 1179 amino acids. The transcript has 9 exons.